Drosophila busckii is the source of this 574-nucleotide messenger RNA. RefSeq lists its product as uncharacterized. The record is from RefSeq and is a predicted model, not a curated record. Lineage: Eukaryota; Metazoa; Arthropoda; Insecta; Diptera; Drosophilidae. Bases 101 to 403 code for a protein of 100 amino acids. The transcript is spliced from 2 exons.
UUAAAAAUCAGUUAAGUAUAAGACGUUUUAUAAAAAGUUUUUCCAGUUAAAGUUAAUUUGGUUAUUAAGCUCGUGGGACAGACCAAAAUUUACAGUGGUAAUGACAAAAGUAGAAAAGACAAAGGAAUGGUCACGAUCGCAAAUAUGUCUUCCAAAAGAUAAUUUGAAAACAGAAGGUCUUCUACGGGCGCAGAGGCAUGUAAUGGUAUCGACUAUUGAGACUUGCGACGUACCGUCUGGAAUGUCGUGGCUCCUUGGUAUGGAAUAUGGACGAAUUUGGCUAAGAGAUCGUAAUGAGUUUUUGCAGAAACUUGCCGAUUCCGUAAAGAGCAAAGUUAUAAUGCAUGACUACGAAUGGUGGCUAAAGCAAAGAAAUACCAACAAAUGCGCUUCUGGGCGAUGAGUUGCAGCAUUUGUAAAGAAAUUCUACCUUUCAUCAUCCUCAGCUGUGAAUUCAAAUGCUGAGAAAUUUCACAAUCCAUGGAUAGUUAUUAUUUUUUUUUUUAGUCCAAAUUAAAAAUUUAACAGAAAUAUAAUUAUAGCAUUUGAUAAUUAAUAAAGCACUGGAUACUUA